GCGAUAGAGCACCAGUAAGAUAGUGGGUGAAGAGAAACCAAGGAAAAUGAUAUGAAGUCCUCCAAAACCACUAAAGGUAUCGUUAGCUAUGCUGAUCUCCAGCCCAUAGGGGAUCUCCAUGACAUACUCCGCAACGGCUCCUUCAUCAACAACAAAACCAUGAGGUGCGUGAAGAUGAAAGCGAGCAACUUCUCGAGCUUCAUGAUCUAUCCAAGGGAACUGAAGAUCACAUGGGGAGAUGACCCGAGAUACUGGCGCUGGCCUUGGUUGGAAGAGGAUCUGAAGGUCGAAGUCGCGGAGUUGUUGGAAGUUUGUUGGCUCGAGGUGCAUGGGAGCUUCCAGAUGAAUCAUCUGGACCGUGGGCACAAGUAUGAUGUCAUGUUUGUGAUCAUGAUGAAGGAUGCAGCGGGGUUUCAAGAUGAUGCCACCUUGAAGCUCGAACUACCCGAUGGUGAGGUGCAGCAACGGAAGGUGAACCUCAAUAAGCUGGCCCCCAAGAAGUGGGUCAUGGUGAAGGUAGGAGACUUUGUGGCCAAAGGCCUAGGGGAGAUCAAAUACUCACUGCUGGAUUAUGAUGACCCCAACUGGAAGACGGGACUGCUCAUUGGAGGGGCAUUGAUCAAGCACAGCACCUGAUGAGUUCUUUCUCGUACGUAAUAGUUGGUGUGCUAUCUGAAUUCACGUAAUAUCAAUAAAAAAAAAAAGGAUGACAGCAUUAAUUUCUCCAAGGUGCUUGUCAUCUUUUGUUGUAAUGCCUUCCACGGGCUUUAAUAUAAUGAAUAAACUAUUG
This is a messenger RNA of Elaeis guineensis (African oil palm), 790 nucleotides long. Its product is annotated as lectin-like. Gene Ontology annotation, molecular function: carbohydrate binding. Lineage: Eukaryota; Viridiplantae; Streptophyta; Magnoliopsida; Arecales; Arecaceae. The record is from RefSeq and is a predicted model, not a curated record.